GAUUCCAAUCCCCAGUCGAGCCCAGGGAGAGCCUUUACACAGAUAGCAGAGCUCCGGGCAAUGACAACAAAGUUUGCCGUUUCCCUCACAAAAAGACGGACUUACGCUGGCAUAAAAGUGAUGAGAACCGCGUAUGGAAGAUAAUUUACACGUUGUUUAACAUGAGGACGAAACCGUAGGCAACUUUUUUUGUUGGGGGAAAGGAAAGGUUGACGGGUCAACAUGGAUGUUCGGGGGGGCGACAGUGCCGCUCUGAGCUGGAAUUAAGGCCGUUUUCUGGUCAGGGGAUUUUAUUGAGUCAUAAGUUGGAGUUAUCGCGAAGAACUCUAUGGAAAGAUGUUGACGCUGUCAGAGAGGCUUGGAGAGGACUUCCUUAUGACUGCAGCGGCGGGCACCCCGGUCACACCAGCCCCGGCGGGGCCCAACAUCUCCUGGUUCCCUGAACUCCCCUUGCUGAGCCAGGACCAGCCCACUUUCCUCAUGACCCCUGCAGCUCAGGCUGUGUCUGGCUUCUUUGUCUGGAUCGCCCUCAUCCUCACAUCUCACCAGAUCUACAUGCACCUGCGUUUCUACAGCUCGCCUCGGGAGCAGCGCCACAUCGUACGCAUCCUCUUCAUCGUUCCUAUCUACGCCUUUGACUCUUGGCUCAGCCUCCUCUUCUUCACCAAUGACCAGUACUACGUCUACUUUGACACCAUCAGGGACUGCUAUGAGGCAUUUGUCAUAUACAACUUCUUGAGCCUGUGUUACGAAUACCUCGGAGGAGAGAGCGCCAUCAUGGCAGAGAUUCGAGGGAAACCCAUUGAGUCCAGUUGCUUGUAUGGCACCUGCUGUCUGAGGGGAAAGGCCUACUCCAUCGGCUUUUUGCGCUUCUGUAAGCAGGCCACGCUGCAGUUUUGUGUGGUCAAACCUCUUAUGGCCACCGUCACGGUCGUCCUGCAGGCGUACGGCAAAUACAAAGACGGAGACUUCAACGUUGCCAGCGGUUACCUGUACGUCAGCAUCAUCUACAACAUCUCCGUCAGCUUGUCUCUGUACGCCCUCUUCCUCUUUUACUUUGCCACACGGGAGCUGCUCAGGCCUUACAGUCCAAUGCUCAAGUUCUUCAUGGUCAAAUCGGUCAUCUUCCUCUCCUUCUGGCAGGGCAUGUUGCUGGCCAUCAUGGAGAAGUGCGGCGCCAUCCCUCAGAUUAACUCGCUGGAGGUGUCCGUCGGCGAAGGCACUGUUGCUGCCGGCUACCAAAACUUUAUCAUUUGCAUCGAGAUGUUCUUUGCGGCGCUGGUCCUCCGUCCCGCUUUUCCGUACGUCGUCUACAUGGACAAAAGUCUGAACACACAUGGACCUCUUCCUACAUAUGGAGAGUUUGCCCACUGUGCCCCCAUGAAGAGCAUCUCCAGCAGCCUGAAGGAGACCAUGAACCCGGGUGACAUGGUCCAGGACGCCAUCCACAACUUCUCCCCGGCCUACCAGCAGUACACUCAACAGUCCACACUGGAGCAGGGGGUACCCCCGCCUGCCUCACGUUCACUCGGUAGCAUCGGCAGCCACGGGGAUACUGAGAAAACGCUCCUGCUGAGCUCCGACGAUGAAUUCUAGACAAGACAGACUGAUCUAUGAAUGGCAGAUUGCAUAAUAAAGAUUUUGUGUAUUUUAUCUCAUGACAGCAUGCAAGUAUAAACAAACACACUGUAAGCUAAUUUGGUUGCUUUCAUUAUGUUUUGAAUAACUUAGAUUUAGGCAAAUGUUGUCAGAUUUUAUAUACAACUCUGUGUUUGGGCCACAUUUUAUUCAGAUUAUGUUGCGACUUUGGCCUUUAUUUUGAAGGCUUGAGAUACCUACAUUUCCUCAGUCAUGAAAAUCUGAAAAAAACGUACGAAUUCCAAUUUUUGUAAGACGUUUGCAAUAAAUUGACAAGGUACUACAAA
Molecule: messenger RNA, 1925 nt
Organism: Doryrhamphus excisus (bluestripe pipefish)
Lineage: Eukaryota; Metazoa; Chordata; Actinopteri; Syngnathiformes; Syngnathidae
Gene: tmem184ba
Product: transmembrane protein 184ba
Source: RefSeq, a predicted model, not a curated record